AUGGAAGAGCAAGCUGAAAUGGUGGGAAGGGCAUUUGUGGAUCACUACUACCAGUUAUUCGACAAUGAUCGGGCCUCUCUCUGCUCUCUCUACCAACCAACCUCCAUCCUCACAUUUGAGGGGCAAAUCAUACAAGGGGUUGAUGACAUUUCUCGUAAGCUAAAUCAGUUGCCAUUCGACCAGUGCCACCAUCUGAUUAGCACCAUUGAUUCUCAGCCAUCGGCUUUUGCUGGCGGCAUCAUUGUCUUUGUCAGUGGCAGCCUCCAACUGCAAGGAGAGGACCACCCACUAAGGUUUAGUCAGAUGUUUCACUUGAUUCCCAAACUUCAAGGAGCUUUUUUUGUGCAGAAUGACAUAUUCCGCCUCAACUAUGGUUGA
Messenger RNA from Ilex paraguariensis (yerba mate), 378 nucleotides. The record is from the annotation of a GenBank genome assembly. Lineage: Eukaryota; Viridiplantae; Streptophyta; Magnoliopsida; Aquifoliales; Aquifoliaceae.